Messenger RNA from Lepisosteus oculatus (spotted gar), 7543 nucleotides. Its product is annotated as D-glucuronyl C5-epimerase. Lineage: Eukaryota; Metazoa; Chordata; Actinopteri; Semionotiformes; Lepisosteidae. The record is from RefSeq and is a predicted model, not a curated record. Gene Ontology annotation, cellular component: Golgi apparatus. Gene Ontology annotation, molecular function: heparosan-N-sulfate-glucuronate 5-epimerase activity. Gene Ontology annotation, biological process: heparan sulfate proteoglycan biosynthetic process.
CGCGGUGUCUCGCGUUAGCGGCGGAGUGCAGGCAGAACUGUGGCUCCGCGGUUGUGAUCCGAAGAUGAUGUUUCUGUGGAGACCCGAGCACCUCUCUCUGCACGCCGCUGAAGGAGAAGCACUCUUCUGCUGAGAGACGGCUAAUGAGAGGCCUCGCUAGGACCGAACAGUAUUUAAUAUCCUACGCAACACUGAACAGGACGCAUCUCGACUGAACAGUGCACAGGUCUUGAGUGCAAACCAGAGUAAGGUGAACAGCAAGAUGAAUUAGUGGUCAAGAACUGCCCAUCACACUUGGCACACCAGACACAAUGCGUGUGCAGUCAGAAACCUUCUGUUAAAAGGACUGAGCUUGGCGGUGACCAUGCGCUGCUUGGCAGCUCGCGUCAACUACAAGACACUGAUAGUGAUCUGCGCGCUCUUCACCCUCAUCACCGUGCUGCUGUGGAACAAGUGCUCCAGCGACACAGCCCUGCGCUUCCCCCGUGACCCCAACCUGCUGGACCUCAGUUUCCGGAGAGACGGGCUGGAGAAGCGCACGGCGGUCUCGGAGAGCGACGGCAAUGCUGACAACCCCCACGCACCCAAGCAGCAGCAGCAGCAGCAGCAGUCGGAGGAGGCAUCGCCGCAGGAGCAGCAGAAGGCUCCCCCAGUGGUGGGAGGACUGAACAGCAACGUGAACAAAGUGCUGGGAAUCAAGUACGAGGAACUAGACUGCCUGAUUAAUGACGAGAACACCAUCAAAGGCCGGAGGGAGGGGAGCGAAGUGUACCUCCCCUUCAGCUGGGUGGAGAAGUAUUUUGAGGUGUAUGGGAAGAUUGCCCAGUACGAUGGCUACGACCGCUUUGAGUUCUCCCACAGCUACUCCAAAGUGUACGCCCAGCGAGAGCCCUACCACCCCGACGGCGUCUUCAUGUCGUUUGAGGGCUACAACGUGGAGGUGCGCGACCGUGUGAAGUGCAUCAGUGGCAUCGAAGGUGUUCCACUUUCCACGCAGUGGGGGCCUCAGGGCUAUUUCUACCCGAUCCAGAUUGCUCAGUAUGGACUGAGCCACUACAGCAAGAACCUCACGGAGCGGCCGCCCCACGUGGAGGUGUAUGACACAGCAGAGGACCGGGACAGCCGUCCCAGCGGGUGGGCAGUUCCCCGGGGCUGCUCCCUCACCUCAGUCUAUGACAAGAGCCGUGCCAGCAUGGUCCGGCAGUUCAGCGCCCCAGAAAAUUCAGAAGGAGUUUCGCUUCCUCUGGGCAACACGAAAGAUUUCAUCAUCUCCUUCGACCUGAAAUUCCUGAGCAACGGCAGCGUGUCGGUGGUGCUGGAGACGACGGAGAGGAGCCAGCCGUUCGUGAUCCACUAUGUGACCAGCGCGCAGCUCAUCGCCUUCCGGGAUCGGGACAUCACCUACGGCGUGGGCGCCAGGACUAGCUGGAGCACGCUCACCCGCGACCUCCUGACCGACCUGCGCAAGGGCGUGGGCCUCUCCAACACCAAGGCCGUGAAGCAGACCAAGAUCCUGCCCAAGCGGGUGGUGCGGAUCGUGCUGCGGGGCAGGGGCUUCAUCGACAACGUCACCAUCUCCACCACGGCCCACAUGGCCGCCUUCUUCGCCGCCAGCGAGUGGCUGCUGCGCAACCAGGACGAGCGCGGGGGCUGGCCCAUCAUGGUGACGCGCAAGCUGGGCGAGGGCUUCCGCUCGCUGGAGCCGGGCUGGUACUCCGCCAUGGCGCAGGGCCAGGCCAUGUCCACUCUGGUGCGGGCCUACCUGCUCACCAAGGACCCCACAUACCUCAACGCCGCCCUGCGUGCCACGGGCCCUUACAAGCUGCCCUCGGAGCAGCACGGCGUCAAGGCCGUGUUCAUGAGCAAGCAUGACUGGUAUGAGGAGUACCCGACCACUCCCAGCUCGUUUGUGCUCAACGGCUUCAUCUACUCCCUGAUAGGGCUGUACGACCUGGCCGAGACCGCGGGGGACAAGCUGGGCCGGGAAGCGGGGGUGCUGUUCAGCCGCGGCAUGGACUCUCUCAAGGCCAUGCUGCCCCUGUACGACACGGGCUCGGGCUCCAUCUAUGACCUCCGCCACUUCAUGCUGGGCUCCGCGCCCAACCUGGCACGCUGGGACUACCACACCACGCACAUCAACCAGCUGCAGCUGCUGGCGUCCAUCGACAGCGCCCCCAUCUUCAGGGACUUUGUCAAGCGCUGGAAGAGCUACCUGAAAGGCGGGAGGGCCAAGCACAACUAGAGCUUUCCACCAAAACCAAGUCCAGAGCAAGACAAUGGGUCCGGUCUUCCGCUGUGGGCAAAACUCCCUGUUUCGCCUGCUCACCUUGGUAGAUAAGGACCUCCUGUGUGUUUUUGUUUGUGUUGAGGUAGGGGGUGGUGUGCGGAUGUGAGUGUGUGAACAUGCGUAUUGGUCAAGGUUGCAGUUAGGUUUAGUUACCUGCCCCAAGAAGCAUGUAGCUCCAUUUGCUCUUGCUAUAAUGUUAUUUUUGAGAUUGCAGUUGAUCUGACUGGCUCGUGAGCACAGGUAACUAAUUAACUGCACACAUGGUAUCAGGGUGCGUGCAAGUGUGUUGAGGGAGGUAGAUUGUCUUUCUCGUCUCCAAAUGUGGAAAUUGUGGAUUUUGUAGAAUAUUGUAAAAAAAAACUUGAGUCGCUUUGCAGAUGAUUCGUCAGCUGUGCACUGAAGCCGACAGAUGUCUGGUCUCGUCUUGCCUGACCAAGUUUCUUUCAGUAUUCUACACUUCUUGUUUGUCUUGUGGAGUUUAUUUUCAGUUCUUUAGAGGGGUUUGUGGUGGGUCCUUAACACUGUAAAUGCCGCUCACUAUUUAUGCUUCUGGAAUACGAGAACAUAGAAAUGUUUCAUACCAGUGCUUUAAAAAUGCACCCAAAGAAAUCUGAAGCUGAGGAGUAAACCUGUGGUGUGAAUUCCCUUUGAGAUGGCAACAUACAGUUCAUUUCACAAUACUUUGAUCUUCUGCCUGUGCUUUACUGUAUGCUUAAAAAUACUGUUGUAUUAAUCUUGCCUUACAGAUAUUUUUACCAUUAUUUACAGCUUUCCUGAUGCAGUUCUAGGCUACGAUCAGGGGAAGUUGUAUUGGAAUUUUGUUGGUGAUCUUUUACCUCUUAACUUCAUACACAGUUUUUGCAGCACAAUUAACAUGUAAUUUUCUCUCAGAGUAAUUGGAUCCCUCAUUCCAGGUGGUGUCACAAGUUAAUGUAUUGUUCAUGCAUACAGUAAGCUCGCAAACAGCAUCUGAGACCAACAUAUUUUUUUGCAGCUGCACGUUGGAUGCACACUUGAAGACAAAGCUCAUUUGAUUUUUGCAUUGCCUAUGCAAAACCUGCCUUAUGCACUUCCAUUCCUGUGCUGUCCUCGGGCCAGGUGCUGCUUGUGAUGAGUGUGUGAGAAAGAGGCAGUUCUAGGGUGUUCUUGGCUUGAUCCAGCUCUAAUCCUUCACUCUCCAUUGUGUUUGGGAUAGUGUCACUCCAGCCCCAGGCUCCCUGGUUUCAUUUUGAAGCUGAGCUCUGAAUUGGACUAUCUGGUUUUAAAUCAUUAUCCUGCCAGACCCCUUCAGAGUUAGUACACCAGUGCUCAAGCCCUUCUUUUCCUAUAGCAUCUGUUCCUGAGUCCAAUGCUGUUUUAGGAAUAAUUAGGAAUGCGACACAUUGAAAAUGCCAUAUGGACAUUUUUAAUUGUUUAGGUGAGUUACGGUACAGUAUUUUGGGUUGUGCAGUGAUAACUGGUACAGUUUCACGCUUGAUUGCUUGUUGGUGGUUCUAGAGGUGACGCACGCUACUUUGUUGCUGUGCUGCAGAUCUGAAUGUUUAUUCAUUUAUUCAUUACAGACGUGGUCUUGAGGGCUUUCCUUCGGUGGGGUCAGGGUGUUGCUUAGCUUACCCUGACUGAAAUGGAUUGAUUCUGUUGUUGACUGUGAUUCUGUAUGGCACCACUGGAUUAGUUUGGCGACUUCAGAUGGGGAGGGUCUGCAGAAGCCUAUGUCUAGCCCUUUAGGCCAUCCUACAGCAUGUUUCCAUUCUACAAAAGGCUUUUUCAGUAUAAAGAGAAAAAAAUUGUCAAAUGACAAAUUUCAGAUAGCUGAGCUGGUUUUUCUUGUAUAGAAUCGCAAAUUAUUUUUUAUAAUACUCACCUGAUUUUCAUGUCUCGGCUUUCAAGCAACCUCGCUAUUACACACAAGAGGGUGAGGAAGUAUAGGUCCUCUGGCCUGCCCACGUGUCUUUUAACAGUUCACAAGCAUCGCAGGCUCUUACCAGAGGUUCAGCGCCUAUUGGAAGAGAGAAGACUCUCUCACAGACAUGCUGGGAGGCCACAGGAGGCGCUAUAUCGGGAGCUGAGAGAGCCCUCGCCCACUAUCCCCACUCUACCACAAGUUGGCGCACCAUCGGCCAAUAGUGCGCCACCUCUUGGGGAACCCCAGUCACAGUUGGCUGGUGACAUGACGCAGGCUCAAACCCGUGACCACAGAGCCCAGCCUCCGCUCGAGAGAGCACUUGUACAGGCCGAGCCUCUCGGGCAGCACCUGAAAUACAGUUUUCAGUUUGUACUUUGCCGUUUGAGUGUAAUAGUCAUCAUUAUGCUUGAAUGCUGCAAGAUGUCUUGCUUAAAUGGAUAGUUUCCUGCACAUCUUUCUGACUACACCAAUUGCACAACGUACUCAUUCAGUGUUCUUGUGCUGUUAUUAAAAGAUCUGUAGAUUUACAUCCAGUCAUAUGUCUGUGUGCAGAGCGUAACAGCAGUAAUGUAACUGGUGUAAAUGGCUCUUAUCUGUCAUUUCAGAAUGUUUCCUUCACGCAUUGCAGCACUUCACUACAGCGAAGCCUGAGACACCUGCACUGGCACCCUUUAAAUGGAUGCACACCUCUAUAUGGUGAUUAGAUUUCUUGUCUUGUCAGCAGGGCCGGAGGUUCUAAAGGCAGUAGGUUUUUUCUUUUAGUUUGUUCCUGUGUUUUGUUAGGUGUCAUAUUCUACAGCAUCCAAGCUUGCUGUUUUGCUUUACAUAACAGGGAUUAUCUUACCUUCUCUUUAGAAAUAUCUAGCCAGUAUGUUGCAACAGUAACCUUACUAUAAACUGACACAUUGUAUGCAUGGGUAUGAGAAGUUGGUAGGGAAGUGAUGUUUUUAUAUGAGCACAAAGUAAACAUCAGUCCCUUAUUCAGAGCAGCCACCAGGUCUUAGAUGUGUAAAUUGUGUGAGACACAUGCAAACAGUUUACAACUGCAUCUAUAUACACAGUCUGUUUCCAUCAACUGUUUGUGGGCUAACCUCCUGUUUCAUCCCUGAGCUCUUUAUUGACAGAUACAUGAAAGAGGAGUCAUUUCUUGAGCCACCGCUAAUUCAUUUAUCUAAUAGGCUUGAAAUAUCUUUCAGUCAGGGACAAGUAACAGGAAUUUUACUUUGCUUGUAUAAGCACUUUUGGUUAGAGUCCUGUCAGACCGCAUUGUUGCACACUGGGUAGUGAAUUAGAGGAAGCCUUUGCGUGGAUUUAUUCUUGAAAACCAUGUAGGAAACAAGCAGUGUAUCGGCACAAAUAGGGGAUCUACAGGGUAACUGCUAAGUCACUUCAUAUUUUCCAUGGGUUGCAAUUUGGGAAAAUGUAUUUAAGUUUAAUUUCAUACACAUAUGUACAUUCAGAUUUUGCUUCCCCUUAGACAAGGCCCUAUUUUUUUUCUAGGAAAAUGUCAUUUGGUGGCAUCUCUGAGGGUAAACCGAUACAUGUGACAGCUCUUUAAACUUAUGAUAAUCAAAUAAUCCAGGUGUUUAAUCAGAAAAUAUUAGAAUGAGAUCUUUAGCAUGACCCCUGCCUGUUAACACUAAUACAUUAAAAGCAUUAACUCAGUUUACACUGUCUUGUAUCAAAUUAGGGAGCUGGCACUACUAUAAUGUAUCUCUUCACAACAGCAGUUCAUUAUUUUGUAUUCUGGAUGUUCCCAUAAAAUUGCCUUUUCAUUUGGCAAACACUUUAAAUGAGGGCUAGCAGUUACUGCCUUUCACAUAAACAUGCUUUCAAACAAUAUAAACUUUCUAUGCAUUGCAAAGAUGGAAACUGACCAUUUAAACCUUAAACACUGGGCUUCCUACUUUGUGACCUCAGAAACUGUCUAGUUUGAACACAUACUGAUCGAGUAGUGCAUGAUUCCUCAUAAAUCUUGCCAUUCUUUUUUUGGGGGGCACAUAUAUAAAUUUAGUCAAUUGGAAAAUUGAGUUGAAUAUAAUCUGUAUUCAUGGCAAAUAUUUGGAGUGUCCAGCUUGAUCUUUCCCAGAGAUGGUAGGGGUCACCUCCCUGAAACCACUGCGAGCAUGAACCCAUCAUCACCUCAUUGUAGAGACUACAACAGACAACAGGAAGGACACCAGACAAACAUGGCAGCGUUGUGUGCCACCAAUUGAAAUAGAAGACAAGGGGGUAACGUCAGGGUGUCAAUCUUUAUUUCAGGGGAGUAACUUGAGAGUGAAGGAGGCAAGUGUUUAAAAUGUCAUGAGUCAGGGGAGAAGGAGGUCAUUGUGAAUGUCUGGAAAGUGGCUGGUAGGUCUUCUCUGAAAACAGCCCCUGUUUGAGGCUUAUUUUGACAGCUUCUCAAGUUUAUAAAUAUUAAAACUUCAGCUGGGGAGAGGAUUGCCAGCUACAGCACAUUUCUGCCAUCACGAGUGCCCUCCAAACCAGGCUUUUCCUUGGUUUUGCAGGAAUGCCACCAGCAGUUCCUUGCUCCACAACCUGUACUACCCAGUCUGCCUGGCUGGGCACAACAACUGUGCUUUUGCUUGUAGGCAGGGCUACACACUUCUCUGGUCAAUUGCAUUGUUUUUUUUUGUCCUGACCUCUACAAGUGCAGGUGCUCUGGGGAUCCUUGGGCUCCAGUGUGGGGUGUGUCGACAGUGCGUUCUGAAUCAAGUAGGGAGGGGAUAGGUUUAGUACGUAGUAUGUCCUGCGAGUCUCUCGGGGUUCUGUUACACGAUGGAGAGGAGUGAUCUUUCCAAUUAUGAAUCCCUUAUCUUUGCCACCUGCAGUGGUCAGGGUACAGGCUUGAGCCUCUAUGAGGGCCUUUCUUUGAAGGCUCACUUGACAUUAAGCUUGUCUUUAGUAUGUGUAUUAAAGAAAACUAACUAGAAUCAUUUGUAGGGCUGUGACUGAGCUGAAAUUGAUUAGGUGGCCUGCUGGGAGGCAGCCCUGGAGUAACACUGUGCAUUUUCCUGUAGCAAUGUGUUCCAUCAAUAUGGCCACGUGCACUAAAUCAAUGCAUAUUGUAAAAUUAGACUUGGGAUCAUUUAGAAUGCGCCCCCUUGUUUUUGUAGGGUUUACAUGCUUGUUCAUACCAAAGUCUUCAAAACCUGAGUUGCUUAUAUACAUUUUCAUUGCUCAAUACACACACUGACUUUUAAAGCACUCAGUAUGAACUUUCAGUGAGUUUGGUUGGCUUUCUUAGAAGCCUCACUUUUCACAGACUGAAGGAGUGGUUAUGUUAUAAUUCGAAUAGUAUGAGUUUUAGUUGUCUAUCUGAGUGUACCCACACUGUUCCAAAAAAA